This is a messenger RNA of Pyricularia oryzae 70-15, 2794 nucleotides long. RefSeq lists its product as uncharacterized. The record is from RefSeq and is a predicted model, not a curated record. The transcript has 2 exons. Gene Ontology annotation, cellular component: membrane. NCBI's taxonomy places the organism in Eukaryota, Fungi, Ascomycota, Sordariomycetes, Magnaporthales, Pyriculariaceae. The coding region runs from base 548 to 2530 and encodes 660 amino acids.
CUUGUGGUCAUGUGUGGGGUUUACUUGCGGCAUCGACGUCAAGGAAACUCCGCUGGCAGCUUUAAUAAUGUCAGAGGUAAGGAGUCAGUCAUUCAUCCCGUCUCAUAUAGUGCCAACCUGACCUUUGGAAAGGGUGGCCACGGAUAAUCAGCUUCUGUCACGGUUAUUACCCGCGGUCUGGUUUAUUGUGCUGGUUUUUAUUAAUUGUCGGCACCCUUCUAUGGAAUACCGGAGCCUCGCCUUUUGACUUCACUAUUCGUGCUUGUCUGCCUACCUACCUGCCUGUUUCGCCGUACUUGGUUGGCUUCCCCUCACUCAACCUCAAGACUUCCGGCCCCUGCCGUUCUCGACAGCCCCAUGCCAUGACUGCGACAAUCCCAGCGUGAAAAUCUGCAUCCUAUAGCUGCAUGCGGCGGUGAACUCUGUUAUCUCAAUCAGCGAACGCAACCCGCGAAACAAACGCCCAUUCGAGCUUAUUCGAGCGCAUACCUGCCUGUAUGCUUGAAACGACCACGACUUGACACUUAGUAGACCUCAUCUCCCAGCCAUGGCUGGGCCAGCGGCUGCAUCUGCGUCUCUGGGUCGCACACGACACCGAGAGCGUUCGUCGUCUUCGGCUUCUGCCGCCACGAUUUCCACCUAUGGCCCGCCCUCGACAUCGGACGGAUCCUCGACGCGCUCCCUCUCUCCUAUCGGCCAUUAUACAUCUUUCUACCAACGUCGCCGAAGAAAUAGCAAUGCGGUCGCGACAUCCCGUGCAAAAUACUUUGCAUUUGCGUCAGCCAUCUUGUCGGCGCUUUGUGCUGGCUCCAUCACCACAUUCUCCCUCUACGGACAUAUAUUUCAAUCAAGAUUACGAUAUUCGCAAUUCGAAGUGAAUGGAGUUGCGAUCGCAGGAUCCGUCUCAUCAUACCUCCCCGUCCCCGUUCUGGGGUACCUUUGCGAUCGAUUAGGUCCAGCACCACUGUCGCUCGGGGCAGCAGCAAUAUUCGGAGCAGGCUAUUCCCUGGCUGCGGCUGUCUUCAUGCAUGUGGACGCGGGAAUUCGCUUCGCAAAUGAUGGGGACGCCCACUCGGCGCAUCUCAUGGUCGCCAAGUCUGGAGGACCCUUUACAUACGCAGUCAUGAUCGCGGCCUUUGUCUGCAUCGGUGUCGGCACCGCCAGCAUGUAUCUAAGUGCUGUUGCAACGUGCGCAAAGAACUUCGGCAAGGGGAAACAUCGUGGACUGGCACUAGCUGUCCCGAUAGCCUCAUUUGGCCUUAGUGGCAUGUGGCAGAGUCAGGUCGCCAGCCGGAUUCUCUACGAACGUGCCCCCGAUGGCACUCGUGGCGAUGUAGAUGUUGUUCGCUACUUUAUGUUUCUCGCCAUUUUGCUUUCAAUAGUCGGCGUCGUCGGCUUCUUUGGCCUUCGCAUAGUCGAUGAGGAAGAACUGAUCGAGAACGCUGUCGAGGAGCUUGAGCGCAGUGGCCUGCUCGAUAGUAGCGUGCUUUUCACACCUGGUGGCAUCAAUCGAGUCUCGGGCGGCUACGGAACCAUAAAUUCUGUUGUCGCCGAAAGGUCUAACCCGUUCGACGACCAUGACAGGGCAACCAAUAGUUCCAGCGACGAGACCGCCGUCGCACCCGAGUCUGUUGGUCUACUCAGUCCGACCGCCAAGCACGGCGAUGAGGAGGCUGCAGACAUUGAUGAUGGCGCAAGCGACGACGCGCGGAGAGUCAAGGAGUGGGUUCUUAAUGCUGAGACGCGACGCUUUCUUUCUGACCACACAAUGUGGCUGUUUGCAGCAGGCUUUUUCUUUAUGGUAGGACCUGGCGAAGCAUUCAUCAACAACCUAGGAACUGUGAUACAAACCCUUUACCCUCCGCCAGGCACAACGGCACACGUAUCUCAUCCUACAUCUGCUGCAACGCACGUCUCUCUGGUUGGAAUUACUAGCACAAUCGCCCGUCUGGCAACGGGUACAUUGACGGACCUGCUCGCUCCUACCCCGGAUACCGCACACAUCCAACUUACAGCAUCCCAAAUCUUGGAACCACCUUCAUCCCCUGGAUCGGGGCGGUGGGCCAGCACAGUCUUCAAGAGAGGUCGUGUCUCAGUCUCUCGCGUGGUCUUUCUGCUUUUCUUUGCAAUCCUGCUCUCAGCUGGGCUAGCGACUUUAGCUUCGGGGGCUAUUCAAAACCAUGGAGAGCGGUUCUGGAUAGUCUCUUCCCUGGUCGGUGCUGGUUAUGGUGCUGUUUUCAGCCUUACGCCAAUUAUUAUUACCGUGAUUUGGGGCGUCGAGAACUUUGCCACGAACUGGGGAAUCGUCGCCACGAUGCCUGCCCUCGGCGCAACGAUGUGGGGACUGAUUUACUCAGCCGUCUAUCAAGCAGGAGGCGCGGGCGGCGGCGGUGACAUCUUUUGCUACGGCAAGCAAUGCUAUGCCUCCACAUUCUGGGGAAUGAGCGGGAGCGUAUGGGUUGCUUGCGGGCUAGUGAUGUUGGCGUGGAAGGGAAAGAAUGGAUGGAAGCAGAGGGGGAUUGUCAUCUAAUAAUUCCAUAUCGUGUUUUGCGAUAUGUUUUUUUUUCUUUUUUUUUUCUUGCUCGAUUUCUUUUGUUGGAGUCUUGGAUCAUAUUCAUUCAUUUAUGUGGCGAUUAUCGAAUGGGCGUUUGGCGUGCGUGUCUAUUACUAUCAUUAUUUCCAUGUGGGAACCCCGGGUCUGGCUGGGCAGUAAUGUCAUUUUGGGUAAAUAUAACUGCAAUGUUUCGACAAAUAUAGAUAUAACACUUGAGCAAUAGAAUCUUUUUACCAAGUG